GGGACUAAGGUAAUGGAGCCAAGGAACAAUGUGACUCAUUUUAUCCUUAUGGGCCUCACUCAGAAUCCAAAGGAACAGAAGGUCCUUUUUGUUCUGUUCUUGAUUUUAUACAUUUUGACCAUGGUGGGCAACAUGCUCAUUGUGGUGACUGUAAUUUUCAGCAAAACUCUGGACACACCAAUGUAUUUUUUUCUUGCUAGCCUAUCAUUUAUGGAUGUCAUUUAUUCCACAUCAAUUUCUCCCAAUCUGAUUUCAAACUUGUUCCUUGGGAAAAAAAUAAUAUCUUUCCAGUCUUGUAUGAUCCAGCUCUUUACUGAACACUUUUUUGGUGGGUCAGAGGUAUUUCUUCUGUUGGUCAUGGCCUAUGACCGCUAUGUGGCCAUCUGCAAGCCCCUGCAUUAUUUGGUUAUCAUGAGACAAUGGGUAUGUAUUAUGCUGUUGAUAGUGUCCUGGAUUGGAGGUUUUAUGCACUCAGUAAUUCAACUUAGCACCAUUUAUAGUCUUCCAUUCUGUGGCCCCAAUGUUAUUGAUCAUUUUUUCUGUGACAUGUACCCUUUAUUGAAACUCGUCUGUACCGACACCUAUGUCAUUGGUCUGUUAGUAGCAGCCAACGGAGGAAUGAUUUGUUCUAUUGUGUUUCUGCUCUUACUCAUCUCUUAUGUUGUCAUCUUGUAUUCUCUAAAGAACCUGAGUCAGGAAGGGAGGAGGAAAGCCCUCCAGACCUGUGGCUCCCACAUCACUGUGGUUGUCUUAUUCUUUGUUCCCUGUAUUUUCAUGUAUGGAAGACCCGCGAGGACCUUCCCGAUUGACAAAUCAUUGAGUGUAUUUUAUACAGUCAUAACCCCCAUGCUAAACCCACUAAUCUAUACCCUGAGAAAUACAGAGAUGACAAAUGCUAUGAAGAAACUCUGGAUAAGCAAAGGCAUAUCAGGUGACAAAUAA
Messenger RNA from Erinaceus europaeus (western European hedgehog), 942 nucleotides. Its product is annotated as olfactory receptor 4A47-like. The transcript has a single exon. Lineage: Eukaryota; Metazoa; Chordata; Mammalia; Eulipotyphla; Erinaceidae. The coding region runs from base 13 to 942 and encodes 309 amino acids. Gene Ontology annotation, cellular component: membrane. The record is from RefSeq and is a predicted model, not a curated record. Gene Ontology annotation, molecular function: G protein-coupled receptor activity; olfactory receptor activity. Gene Ontology annotation, biological process: G protein-coupled receptor signaling pathway.